This is a messenger RNA of Ostrinia furnacalis (Asian corn borer), 2695 nucleotides long. Its product is annotated as dynein heavy chain 1, axonemal-like. Gene Ontology annotation, molecular function: dynein light intermediate chain binding; dynein intermediate chain binding. The record is from RefSeq and is a predicted model, not a curated record. The transcript has 21 exons. Gene Ontology annotation, biological process: microtubule-based movement; regulation of DNA-templated transcription. NCBI's taxonomy places the organism in Eukaryota, Metazoa, Arthropoda, Insecta, Lepidoptera, Crambidae. The annotation marks the transcript as partial. Gene Ontology annotation, cellular component: dynein complex.
AUGAUCGUCAUCAUAAUCGUGUGGCGCAUGGAGCGCCUGCAUCGUCAGGCGCGCUCGCUUCAUGAGGACCACGCGGAGGCGCUCAGGAAGGAUGUUAUUGCCGAGCUCCUAUACAGAAAGAUGGAGGGCAAGAUGAAGAUAAUAUACACGAUACAGAAGUACAGGGACUUGUAUAACUUCAUAGACGUGCCGACUAAAGAUUACGUGGCGCCCGUGCCUGAUUAUGGACGAUAUCCGUGCGUGAUGGAAGACUUCCAAGGCAGGAUGGAGUACAACCAGUGGUAUUCUCUGUACGUGCUCACGGAGGCUGUGUCCUGCAUACAUCUGGUCGUGGACGAGUGCUUGAAGGUGGAGUUGAUGCUAUUCUUCACAGCCAACUAUGGCCGAAAUGUGAGCUUAGCGGAAUUCGAUGCGGCCCAACAACAUUGCACCUCUAUGAUGCUGAAAUACCUAAAUAUAACGUGGUUGAACAACACAGCGCAUGCGAUCAGAAUGUCCUUCAGGGAUGUCGGUAAAGGGUGGUACAAUAUUUACGAGAAGAAGUGGGAAUUCUACGGCGUAAGCAAGCUUUGUCGGUUCAUGCAGCUCGUCAGGUUCCGAAUGCAGUACGCCCUGCGCUUUUGCAUCGAGCAAUCGAUGGCGAUGUUCGUUGCUAUGUGUGAGACUCCAUGCCUCUGUACCUACUGGUGCGAGGACGACUGGGAGUGGGACGCGUCGGACCUCAUCAACUCGCCCUUCCGCAGCGCGGCGCCCACGCUGUUCUACUUCUACCUCACCAUGGGCGCCGACGGGCCCUACUACACCACCAAUCCGGCGCAGUUUGAGUGGGACGCGUCGGACCUCAUCAACUCGCCCUUCCGCAGCGCGGCGCCCACGCUGUUCUACUUCUACCUCACCAUGGGCGCCGACGGGCCCUACUACACCACCAACCCGGCGCAGUUUGAGAUCGUAAUCCAGCGGUUAUUCCGUGAGAUGCUGUACCGAUGCCACUUCAUUCCGCAAGUGCACCCGAUGAUCAUGACCGGGCUGGUCUUCGAUAAGGAGCUGUUCCUCACUUCGAUCGGUCUUAUGGAGCCGAACGUGGUGGAAUACCGCGACCGACUGCUCAAGGCGUAUCGCAAAGCCAUCAUCCCAUUAAUAGCGUAUAUGCGCCAGUACGAGUGCUACAAGGAAAUAUACUUGCUGGACAUCGAGGAGUACGUCGAGAACUUCCGCCUGGAAAAGCAUUCGGCUUCAGAGACGCGGGAAGAAGUUCAGAUGCAUUACGACGCGAAGCAGGACUUGAUUUGGCGCCUGCCUCAGUACAUCAACAUAGGGCCUUUUGCGCUCAAUGUAGACACGCUUAAGCAACUUCUGGUGAACAAGCGGUCGGACAUUAUCAAGGCCUUACUGACGAUGUGGGCGGAGGAAGUGCGGAUGGUGGUGGAAGACUCCAUCCAGGCCUACAAAAGCAUAAUGCGCAAGCUGGGUGAAAAGCCCAACACCAUAGAACACGUAUUCGAGAUCCGAGAGUGGAUGGAAUCUAUUCCCUUCGCGCUCAAGACCCAGGAGGAUAUUAUGAAGAAGGUGCACACGGAUUAUGAAGUUUUGGAUGCCUUCUUCAUGCCAUUAGAAAACGACGAUUUCAAAGCUCUAUGGGAAGCCAUCGGAUGGCCGUUGUCGAUAACAAAACAGGUGGACGUAACGACCGAGUUCCUGGAGGAAGAACAGGAGAAGUUCUGGAAGCUUCACCAGAUAGACGAGCAGACUAUGUUCGAUAAGAUCGACAUGUACAGCGCACAGUGCAUGGCCUUGACGCUGCAGAAUGACUUUGCCAAGGUCCAUGAGAUAGCCAACGACAUCAAGAAGGCGUGGAAAGGGAUGAAGGAUUCUCAGGAAUGGGGCCGCAUCCUGAACCAGCGUCAGAAGCUGUUCGGGCAGCCCGUGAUACCGUUUACGGAUCUCAACCGCCUGGUGAAGGAAUUCGAACCGUACAGGAACCUUUGGGUCACGGCUUCAGAUUUCCUGAAAGCGCGCGAAGUGUGGUUCGACAACCCGCUGAUGUAUGUAGACGCGGACUCAAUCGAGCCUCUUAUCAACGAAUACUACAAGACGAUCGUCAAGUGCGUGCGCACAUUUGCCGACAUGCCCAAAGUGCAGCAAGUAGCCACCACUAUACGGGAUGACAUCGACGAAUUUAGACCUCUAAUACCUGUCAUUCAAGCGGUCAGAAAUCCGGGUAUGAAGGAGCGACAUUGGAAUGAGUUUAUGGAGAAAGCUGGUAUAACCGUGACGAUGAACGAGAAGCAAACAUUCACGAUGUGUCUGAAGCAAGGCAUGGCUGCCCACGGCGAGCUGAUCGCCGAGAUUGGGGAACUGGCCAGCAAGGAAUACGUCAUCGAGCAGUCCCUGGACAAGAUGCAGGGCGACUGGGCCAACAAGGUCAUGGAGAUAGCACCCUACAAGAACACUGGUGAGUGUGUCUCCAGCGAGGCAUGCGAGCUGGCCAGCAAGGAAUACGUCAUCGAGCAGUCCCUGGACAAGAUGCAGGGCGACUGGGCUAACAAGGCUAUGGAGAUAGCACCCUAUAAGAACACUGGUGAGUGCGAGGCAUGCGACCUGGCCAGCAAGGAAUACGUCAUCGAGCAGUCCCUGGACAAGAUGCAGGGCGACUGGGCCAACAAGGCCAUGGAGAUCGCGCCCUACAAGAACACUG